AUGAACCCAGUCCCUUGCUGCCACGCGGUGGUCCAUAAUACCACUCUGGAUGAAAAAAUUGAGCGAUUUUGGACAAUCGAAGAACUGCAAGAUGUGCCGAAGCUGACGCAAGAAGAACUUGACUGUGAAGAACACUUUCGAACCACUUUCUCUCGUGAUGCAACGGGACGAUACGUGGUGCGUCUGCCGAAGCGGAUGGGGUUCGAGCAGAUGAUCGGUGAAUCGAAAGAAACAGCGUUGCGGAGACUUAUGCAGCUCGAACGGCGGUUCAACAAAGACCCUGAGUUGCGUAGGCGGUACAACGAAGAGAUACGCGCCUAUCUAGAUCAGAACCACAUGAAGCUUGUUCCAGAACAAGAGCUGAAACGCGAUAAACGGAUCGCUUUCUACCUCCCUCAUCAUCCUGUCUUCAAGGAAUUGAGCUCCACCACGAAGAUUCGGCCCGUAUUUGAUGGCUCAUCCAAGACGUCAUCCAACUACUCGCUAAACGAUGGGCUAAUGACAGGUCCGGUAAUCCAGGACACCCUCUUUGAUCUGCUACUUCGCUUCCGCAAAUAUUUUGUGGCUCUCGUUGCUGACAUCGAAAAGAUGUACCUUCAGGUAAUGGUACAUCCAGACGAUACUGCUUUGUUACGUAUUCUGUAUAGAUUCUCGCCCUCGGAACCAAUUGCAACAUACGAGAUGUCUAGAGUCACUUUUGGUUUGGCUCCAUCAUCGUUCCUUGCUACGCGAUGUUUGCAGCAACUAGCACUCGACGAUGGUGAUCAACACCCAAGAGCAAAAGCGGCGCUCGUUAACGAUUUUUAUGUCGACGAUUUUAUCGGAGGAGCGAACUCCGAAGAAGAGGCUAUUUUGCUACGGCAUGAAUUGGAGCAGUUGCUGUCAAAGGGUGGCUUCAGACUGCGAAAAUGGGUGUCAAAUUUGGAAACUGUGUUGACAGGACUACCUCUUGGUGAACUGGGAACAUCAUCUACGCUAAAUUUUGAUCAGGAGCGCGUGAAAACGCUAGGAGUAAACUGGCAACCAGGGCCAGGUUUACUUAGCAUCGACGUAUCAGGUUUCGCUGUAAGCGGACAGUGGACUAGACGCAAGGUUUAUUCUGUCAUCGCACAAUUGUUCGAUCCCACCGGUAUCACAGCACCCGUAAUUACAUGGGCUAAGAUUCGGAUGCAGUUACUAUGGGUUGCCACUCAAGGAUGGGAUGAUUCAUUGUCACCAGACUUGGAGGAACAAUGGGCAGAUUUUUAUCAGCAGCUCCCGUUACUUUCCAACAUCAAGGUGGACCGAUAUGCGUUUACCGAUCAUCCGGCAUUGACACAGUUUCACGUAUUUUCGGAUGCGUCCGAAGCUGCCUACGGCGCGUGCAUCUACGCUCGUUCUAUCAGUCGGUUUGGGCGGAUCAAAGUAGAGUUGUUGGCAGCGAAAUCUCGCCCAGCAAGCCUGAAGAAAAUCACACUAGCAAGGUUAGAGCUAUGCGGUGCCCUCGUUGCGGCUAGACUUUACCGUAUGACUGUUCACGCCCUGAAAAUGGAGGAAAUUGAGGCUUGGUUCUGGUCUGAUUCAACCAUCGUUCUUUCGUGGCUGAAGCUGCCACCUUACGUGUGGCCUACAUUCGUCGCAAACCGGGUCUCACACAUCCAAGAGCUUACGAAGGGACACCGAUGGAACCACGUAAAGGGGACGGAGAAUCCUGCUGAUCUGGUGUCGCGAGGUGUUAUGCCAAAGGAUCUAGCAGAUUUGUCGCAUUGGUUCCAUGGUCCGCCGUGGUUGUCACUAUUCGACCAACAUUGGAACACCAGAGAACAUUUGAAAUACGAGAAGCCAUCGGAGGAAUCAUUGCAGAUGAAGAAAAGCGUCCUCGUGGUAGCAGACUCCUCCCAACCUCAUCCUUUUCUGGGUCACUUUUCGUGUUAUUGGAAGCUAUUGCGGAUUACAGCCUAUUGUAUGAGAUUCAUCCGGAAUUGUAAACGUCACAGCUCGUCCCCCACCAUCCCAAUUCUCAGCGUCACCGAUCUUAAAGGAGCCAAGUACGCACUGGUACGGUGUGUUCAGCUGGAGUCAUUCUCUGUGGAAAUCAAGGCACUCGCAAACCAUCGUAUUAUUCCAGCUCACUUGUCGUUAAAACGGCUCAACCCUUUCCUGGAUCAGCAGGGUAUACUUCGUGUAGGUGGCCGGCUCAAACUUGCUGGAGAAUCGUACUCUGUUCGGCAUCCCAUGAUUAUCCCCGGCAAUCAUUCUUUCUCGCGACAGAUGGCAGUCGCUUACCACGUAAUGGCACUUCAUUCUGGUCCCCGCAUGACACUCGCUCAAAUUCGGCAGGAAUUCUGGCCUUUAAAUGGUAGGGCACUGGCAACCUUUACUUUCCGGAACUGCAUUCGCUGCUUCCGAAGCAACCUUGUUCCUAUAUCUCAACCUCCUGGUCAACUUCCUAAGCCACGUACAACUCCCACUCGUGCAUUCGCUUUUACCGGUGUAGACUACUGUGGUCCAGUCUACUUGAAGCCCGUGCAUCGUCGCGCUGCUGCUCAAAAGGCUUACAUCGCCAUUUUUGUGUGCUUCAGCACGAAAGCGGUCCAUCUCGAGCUGGUAGGCGAUCUCACAACGGCCGCCUUUCUGGCUGCCCUGCGUCGCUUCGUGUCCCGUAGAGGCCUACCCGCCGAGAUUCACUUGGACAAUGGUCUCAACUUCCAGGGUGCCAGUAACCAUCUUCGAGAGCUGUACGACUUACUGCAUGAUCCGACGGUGGCAGCUAAAAUCACUAGCCAAACCUCCCAGCGAGGCAUUAUUUGGAAAUUUAUCCCGCCACGAGCACCCAAUUUCGGCGGGCUUUGGGAAGCAGCAGUGAAGUCUGCGAAGCUGUCGCUCAUCCGAGUUCUGGGCAAACGACAACUUUCCUUCGAGGACAUGACGACGAUCCUCACUCAGGUCGAGGCGGUAAUGAAUGCUCGACCACUCACUCCGCUGUCGGAAGAUCCCGACGAAUUGGACGUGCUCACUCCUGGGCAUUUCCUGACAGGAACCUCCCUAUUAGCAUUACCUGAUCCGGAUUACACUGAUGUUGCAACGAACCGGCUACAACACUACCAGCAAUUGCAGCAACUAGUACAGCAGCAUUGGAAGCGGUGGAGGCGAGAAUACAUCUCGCAACUUCACAACCAGAAUCAGCGAUUUCCUCAAGCGACAAAGCUAAAGAUCGGACAAAUGGUUGUGCUCAAGGAGGACAACAACGCGGCUAUCGAGUGGCCUCUAGCUCGUAUCAUCGAAGUCUACCCUGGCCCCGACGAUGUAGUCAGAGUAGUGAAACUACGAACACCGAGUGGAGCCGUCUACAAACGUCAGGCUUCACGUGUUUGUCUAUUACCAUUCGAGAAGAUAGCUGCCAACCCACUACUCACUAGUGCAACUCCGGAGCACUAG
This is a messenger RNA of Toxorhynchites rutilus septentrionalis, 3417 nucleotides long. RefSeq lists its product as uncharacterized. The transcript has a single exon. The record is from RefSeq and is a predicted model, not a curated record. Bases 1 to 3417 code for a protein of 1138 amino acids. NCBI's taxonomy places the organism in Eukaryota, Metazoa, Arthropoda, Insecta, Diptera, Culicidae. Gene Ontology annotation, biological process: DNA integration. Gene Ontology annotation, molecular function: nucleic acid binding.